AUGGGGGUCCGCAUGGCCAUUCUCCUCCUAUUCCUCAUCGAAGCCGCGUUGACGUCGGCGGACAGGCGUGCCGUGGACCUGCAGCGGGAGAAAGCCACUCUGCUGGCUCUGAAGCAGGGGCUCACGCUGCCGUCGGCGGCGGCCUUGGCGGACUGGAACGAGUCCAACAGUAACGUCUGCGGCUUCACCGGCGUCACCUGUGACUGGCGGCGGGAGCACGUUGUUGGGCUCUCUCUCGCCAAGAUGGGCAUCCGUGGCGCUAUUCCACCGGUCAUUGGCGAGCUCUCGCACCUCCGGAUCCUCGACUUGUCCAAAAACAACAUCUCUGGCCAGGUACCGACGUCCGUCGGCAACCUCACGCGACUGGAGAGCCUCUUCAUGAACAACAACGGCAUCUCCGGCAGCAUCCCUUCAAUCUUCAGCGACCUCUUACCACUCCGGACGAGGCUCCGGCAACUCGACUUCUCCAACAAUCACAUCUCCGGUGCCCUUCCGCUGGACCUCGGCAGAUUUGGGCACCUCCAAAGCCUUAACGUCUCAGGCAACAACAUCUCCGGCACCGUCCCUCCGUCCAUCGGCAACCUGACUCUCCUAGAGCACUUCUACAUGCAUGACAACAUCAUCUCUGGAGAAAUACCUCUGGCCAUCUGCAACCUAACAAGCCUCAAGGAUCUGGAAAUGUCCGUCAACCAUCUGACGGGGCAGAUUCUAGCCGAGCUCUCCAACCUCGUACGGCUCCGGACACUCGGCGUCUCCUACAAUCGCAUCUCCGGUGCCAUUCCGCCGUCCCUCGGCAGCCUUGUGCAGCUCCAAAGCCUCGACGUCUCCGGCAAUUACAUCUCCGGCACCGUCCCUCCGUCCAUCGGCAACCUGACUCGCCUUGAGUACCUCAACAUGCAAAACAACUUCAUCUCUGGAGAGAUCCCUCUGGCCAUCUGCAACCUAACAAGCCUUCGGGUUCUCGAAGCGUCCGUCAACAACCUCACGGGGCAGAUUCCAGCUGAGCUCUCCAACCUCCGGAACAUUGGAGCCAUUGACCUCGGCAGUAACCAACUCCAUGGAGGAAUACCACCUUCCCUUUCCGAGCUGACGGACAUGUUCUAUCUCGGACUCCGGCAAAACAACCUGUCCGGGAACAUCCCGCCAGCUAUCUUUCUCAACUGCACAGGGUUGGGCCUCGUCGACGUCGGCGAUAAUAGUCUUUCUGGCGAGAUCCCCCGCGCCAUCUCGAGCACCACCAAGUGCCAGUUCGUCGUCAUCAACCUCGACUCCAACAAGCUCGAAGGGACGCUUCCACGGUGGAUCGCCAACUGCACCAAUCUGAUGACGCUAGAUGUGGAGGACAACUUGCUGAACGACGAGCUGCCUACGAGUAUCAUCUCGGGCAAGAAGAAGUUAAUGUACCUGCUUUUGUCUAACAACCGUUUCCGGAGCCACGACGACAACAACCUGGAACCAUUCUUCGCAGCACUGUCUAACUGCACGAGCUUACGGGAUGCAGGGGGGAUGGGGGAACAUGUGUCGAGCUGGCCCAUGUCCGAGCCCUUUUUGCCGAGCUGGCUCAUAUCGGAGCUCGCAUCCCUUGGCCUGCUGCGUAUCGUGCUGUCCAACAACGCCCUGAAGGGCGAGAUCCCGCCGUCCAUUGGCAACUUCACGAACCUCGGUGAGCUCGACCUUUCAGGCAACAUGCUCUCAGGGAGCAUCCCGAGCAGCAUCGAGAGCCUUGCCGAGCUCCGUGUUCUCUCGCUGCAGAGGAACCGACUGUCGGGGCAGAUACCAGUAGCGAGCCUUGGUCGCUGCACCAAACUGAUUCGCCUUGACCUCUCGAGCAACCGCUUCAACGGCACCUUAUAUUAA
Miscanthus lutarioriparius is the source of this 1857-nucleotide messenger RNA. Lineage: Eukaryota; Viridiplantae; Streptophyta; Magnoliopsida; Poales; Poaceae. The record is from the annotation of a GenBank genome assembly.